AUGGCAGAUGUUAGGCAAAAGAAAGUUGUCCAACAAAAAGGAAAUUUUUCGAUCCAAGAAGAUGAACUCUUAUGUCAUAUAUAUCUUGAAAUUUCUCAAGAUCCUAUCGAUGGUGUUAACCAAAAGAAGGAUAAAGUAUGGGCGAGGAUCACUGAAUUGUGGAAUCAAGAUAAGGAUGAGAAUCAGACGAGAACAUCCAAGUCUCUUCAAAGUCGAUUUGUAGAUCUUACUUACUGUGUAAGCAAAUUUCGUGGUGUUGUUCGUCAAGUGGAGGAUGACAAUCCAAGCGGUGCAAAUGAGAAAGAUAUUUGUGCCAAAGCAAAACAAAUUCUACUAGAUGAUCCUAACUUCACAAAGAAGAAACUUCAGUUUGAUCAUGUGUGGCAUAUUCUUAAGGAUGCUGAAAAGUGGGCCGAUACUGAUGAAGACGAACAAGAGCUAUAUAAUGAUGAACUCGACACGUCUCGUCGACCCAUUGGUGUAAAGAAAGCAAAGCUGAAAAGGAAAGAGGCCAAUGAGCAGACCAAGAUUGCUAAACAAAUCAGAGAAUCCAAUUAA
Molecule: messenger RNA, 558 nt
Organism: Fragaria vesca subsp. vesca
Lineage: Eukaryota; Viridiplantae; Streptophyta; Magnoliopsida; Rosales; Rosaceae
Exons: 3
Coding region: 1-558 (185 amino acids)
Source: RefSeq, a predicted model, not a curated record